Closterium sp. Naga37s-1 is the source of this 248-nucleotide messenger RNA. NCBI's taxonomy places the organism in Eukaryota, Viridiplantae, Streptophyta, Zygnematophyceae, Desmidiales, Closteriaceae. The record is from the annotation of a GenBank genome assembly.
CGGUCCAUGGGGGAUGGAGAGUUCCCCAUGAGUUUUGAUGGGAGUGAUGGCGGUGGUGCCACUGGCAGCAGCAGCAGGAGCGGGAGCAGCAGCAGCAGCAGCGGCGGCGGCGGCAACGGCAGCACCAGCAGCAGCAGGAGCAGGAGCAGCAAUGGCGGCGGCGGCGGCGGCAGCGGCAGCAGCAGCACCGUCCUUUGGGCUUACUCCCGGGAUAACUCGCAGUGGUUAGCGGACCACGGGCCCAAUGC